Haliotis rubra (blacklip abalone) is the source of this 654-nucleotide messenger RNA. RefSeq names its product histidine-rich glycoprotein-like. Lineage: Eukaryota; Metazoa; Mollusca; Gastropoda; Lepetellida; Haliotidae. The record is from RefSeq and is a predicted model, not a curated record.
AUGUUCCUGCAAGGAUCUAUGAAAGAUACUUCACACUGGAAUUCACUAAACCCAACAUCCAACACAUCACCCAACCCAUUACUCAACCCAUCAAACAACACAUCACUCAACACAUCACUCAACACAUCACUCAACACAUCACUCAACACAUCACGCAACCCAUCACUCAAACACAUCACUCAACACAUCACUAAACCCAUCACUCAUCAACACAUCACCCAACCCAUCACCCAACACAUCACCCAACCCAUAACACAUCAUCAUCACCAACCAUCACCUAUCAACACAUCAAACCAUCAUCACCCAACAACAUCACCCAACACAUCACCUAACACAUCACACAACACAUCACACAACACAUCAGCCAACUCAACAUCAUCAUCACACAACACAUCACCCAUCACCACAUCAUCACCCUCAACACAUCACUCAACACAUCACUCAACCCAUCACCCCAACCCAUCACUCAUCAUCACAUCAACCAUCACCCACCCAACCAUCAUCAACCAUACAACACAUCACAUCACCCAACCCAUCACCCAACACAUCACCCAACAUAUCACCCAACACAUCACAUCAUCACAUCACCCAACCCAUCACUCACCCAAUCCCAUCACACAACACAUCACAUCACCCAACACAUCACCCAACAUC